CCCUCCCACUGGUUCUGGAGCCCCUCCCAUCCCCACACCAGAUAAAGCCAGCCUAGAACUCCCUCAUCUGUCAGUAGGCACUGGGCUGGAAUGGGGCUGUCUGACUCCCCAUGGCAGUGGGUGCUGCUGCUGCUGGGGCUCCUGCUCCCCCCUGCUGCCCCUUUCUGGCUCCUCAAUGUGCUCUUCCCCCCGCACACCACGCCCAAGGCUGAGCUCAGUAACCACACACGGCCUGUCAUCCUCGUGCCUGGCUGCCUGGGGAAUCAGCUAGAAGCCAAGCUGGAUAAGCCGGAUGUGGUGAACUGGAUGUGCUACCGCAAGACAGAGGACUUCUUUACCAUCUGGCUGGAUCUCAAUAUGUUUCUACCCCUUGGGGUAGACUGCUGGAUUGAUAACACCAGGGUUGUCUAUAACCGCAGCUCUGGGCGUGUGUCCAAUGCCCCUGGUGUACAGAUCCGUGUCCCUGGCUUUGGCAAGACCUACUCUGUUGAGUACUUGGAUAACAACAAGCUAGCAGGCUACAUGCACACACUGGUGCAGAAUCUGGUCAACAAUGGGUACGUGCGGGAUGAGACAGUGCGCGCUGCCCCCUAUGACUGGCGUCUGGAGCCCAGCCAGCAGGAUGAGUACUACCAGAAGCUAGCAGGGCUGGUGGAGGAGAUGCACGCUGCUUAUGGGAAGCCCGUCUUCCUCAUUGGCCACAGCCUUGGCUGCCUGCACUUGCUCUAUUUCUUGCUGCGUCAGCCUCAGUCCUGGAAGGACCGCUUCAUCGAUGGCUUCAUCUCUCUUGGGGCUCCCUGGGGUGGCUCUAUCAAGCCCAUGCUGGUCUUGGCCUCAGGUGACAACCAGGGCAUCCCGAUUAUGUCCAGUAUCAAGCUGAGAGAGGAGCAGCGCAUAACGACGACUUCCCCCUGGAUGUUUCCCUCCCGCCAGGUGUGGCCUGAGGACCAUGUGUUCAUUUCCACGCCAAGCUUCAACUACACAGGCCAUGACUUUCAGCGCUUCUUUACGGACCUUCACUUUGAGGAAGGCUGGUACAUGUGGCUACAGUCACGUGACCUGCUGGCAGGGCUCCCGGCACCUGGCGUAGAAGUAUAUUGUCUGUAUGGCGUGGGCCUGCCCACACCCCGCACCUACAUCUAUGACCACAGCUUCCCCUACAAAGACCCUGUGGCUGCGCUCUACGAGGACGGUGAUGACACAGUAGCCACACGCAGCAUGGAGCUCUGUGGCCAGUGGCAGGGCCGCCAGUCACAACCUGUACAUCUGCUGCCCCUGAAUGGGACACAGCACCUCAACAUGGUCUUCAGCAAUAAGACACUGGAGCACAUCAAUGCCAUCUUGCUGGGUGCCUACCGCCAUGGCACCUCUGUGCCCCCAGCUGCCAGCCCAGUGACCCUGCCCCCUGAAUAAAUACCUUUUUGUUUUGAUUCUA
This is a messenger RNA of Jaculus jaculus (lesser Egyptian jerboa), 1435 nucleotides long. RefSeq names its product lecithin-cholesterol acyltransferase (gene Lcat). Gene Ontology annotation, molecular function: phosphatidylcholine-sterol O-acyltransferase activity. The record is from RefSeq and is a predicted model, not a curated record. The transcript has 6 exons. Gene Ontology annotation, biological process: lipid metabolic process. Lineage: Eukaryota; Metazoa; Chordata; Mammalia; Rodentia; Dipodidae. The coding region runs from base 91 to 1413 and encodes 440 amino acids.